Messenger RNA from Ailuropoda melanoleuca (giant panda), 3210 nucleotides. RefSeq names its product ArfGAP with GTPase domain, ankyrin repeat and PH domain 3 (gene AGAP3). The record is from RefSeq and is a predicted model, not a curated record. The transcript is spliced from 19 exons. The coding region runs from base 250 to 2697 and encodes 815 amino acids. Gene Ontology annotation, biological process: activation of GTPase activity. Gene Ontology annotation, molecular function: GTPase activity; GTPase activator activity; protein binding. Lineage: Eukaryota; Metazoa; Chordata; Mammalia; Carnivora; Ursidae. Gene Ontology annotation, cellular component: nucleus.
GGCCGAGAUCCAACGCUUCGAAUCCGUGCAUCCCAAUAUCUACGCCAUCUACGACCUGAUCGAGCGCAUCGAGGACUUGGCGCUGCAGAACCAGAUCCGGGAGCACGUCAUCUCCAUCGAGGGAAUGAAGAUCUCAUGAACUGAAUGCCUUUGGGGAGCCAUGGGACUGGAAGACGCAGACUUUUAGCUCAUGAGACUUAUGCUGGACCUUGGUUCAGUUUUGAAGGAGGAGAACACUUUUAAAGACAGAUGAAAUGCAGGAUAUGUGUCAAAAAGGCAAGGAGCCAUGAUGGAGCGUGCACGGUGGUGCAUUGCGAGUCUGGAAUCCCUGUCCGGGUCAAGGCAGCUGACUCCUUUGUAAACAGCCAGGAGUGGACCCUGAGCCGCUCGGUUCCGGAGCUUAAAGUGGGCAUUGUGGGGAACCUGUCUAGCGGGAAGUCGGCCCUGGUGCACCGCUAUCUGACAGGGACCUAUGUCCAAGAGGAGUCCCCUGAAGGGGGUCGGUUUAAGAAGGAGAUUGUGGUGGAUGGCCAGAGUUACCUGCUGCUGAUCCGAGAUGAAGGUGGCCCCCCUGAGCUCCAGUUUGCUGCCUGGGUGGAUGCGGUGGUGUUCGUGUUCAGCCUGGAGGAUGAAAUCAGCUUCCAGACGGUGUACAACUACUUCCUGCGGCUCUGCAGCUUCCGUAACGCCAGCGAGGUGCCCAUGGUGUUGGUGGGCACGCAGGACGCCAUCAGUGCCGCAAACCCGCGGGUCAUCGACGACAGCAGGGCCCGCAAGCUCUCCACAGACUUGAAGCGCUGCACCUAUUAUGAGACGUGCGCGACCUACGGGCUCAACGUGGAGCGCGUCUUCCAGGACGUGGCCCAGAAGGUAGUGGCCUUGCGGAAGAAGCAGCAGCUGGCCAUCGGGCCCUGCAAGUCACUGCCCAACUCCCCCAGCCACUCGGCAGUGUCCGCCGCUUCCAUCCCGGCCGUGCACAUCAACCAGGCCACGAAUGGCGGCAGCAGCGCCUUCAGUGACUACUCCUCCUCAGUCCCCUCCACCCCCAGCGUCAGCCAGCGGGAGCUGCGCAUCGAGACCGUGGCGGCCUCCUCCACCCCCACACCCGUCCGCAAGCAGUCCAAGCGGCGCUCCAACAUCUUCACGUCUCGAAAGGGUGCCGACUUGGACAGGGAGAAGAAGGCGGCCGACUGCAAGGUGGACAGCAUCGGGAGUGGCCGGGCCAUCCCCAUCAAACAGGGCGUCCUGCUGAAGCGGAGCGGCAAGUCCCUGAACAAGGAGUGGAAGAAGAAGUACGUGACGCUCUGCGACAACGGGCUGCUCACCUACCACCCCAGCCUGCACGAUUACAUGCAGAACAUCCACGGCAAGGAGAUUGACCUGCUGCGGACCACAGUUAAAGUGCCAGGAAAGCGCCUGCCCCGCGCCACGCCUGCCACAGCCCCAGGCACCAGCCCCCGGGCCAACGGACUGGCCUUGGAGCGGAGUAACACACAGCUGGGUGGAGGCACAGGUGCCCCCUACUUGGCCAGCAACCCAGCCUGGGCUGGCCCUCGCCCUGAGGGGCUGCACCAGCGCUCCUGCUCCGUGUCCAGCGCCGACCAGUGGAGUGAUGCCCUGCCCCCAGCCAGUGGCCCAGCUGAGGUGCUCAGUUCCAGCCCCAAGCUGGAGCCUCCCCCAUCUCCCCACUCCAUCCGGAAGAAGCACCGGCGGAAAAAGAGCACCGGGACCCCCCGACCAGACGGCCCCAGCAGUGCUGCUGAAGAGGCAGAGGAGUCGUUCGAGUUCGUGGUCGUGUCCCUCACUGGGCAGACGUGGCACUUCGAGGCCUCAACUGCAGAGGAGCGGGAGCUGUGGGUCCAGAGCGUGCAGGCCCAGAUCCUCGCCAGCCUGCAGGGCUGCCGCAGCGCCAAGGACAAGACUCGACUGGGGAACCAGAACGCAGCUCUGGCCGUGCAGGCCGUCCGCACCGUUCGCGGCAACAGCUUCUGUAUCGACUGCGAUGCCCCCAAUCCAGACUGGGCCAGCUUGAACCUGGGUGCCCUCAUGUGCAUUGAGUGCUCAGGGACCCACCGACAUCUGGGGGCUCACCUGUCCCGGGUCCGCUCCCUAGACCUCGAUGAUUGGCCACCUGAGCUGCUGGCUGUCAUGACCGCGAUGGGCAAUGCCCUGGCCAACAGCGUCUGGGAGGGGGCCCUGGAUGGCUAUGCCAAGCCCGGGCCUGAUGCCUGCAGAGAGGAGAAGGAGCGCUGGAUACGGGCCAAGUACGAACAGAAACUCUUCCUGGCCCCACUGCCGAGCUCGGACGUGCCGCUGGGCCAGCAGCUGCUCCGGGCCGUGGUGGAGGACGACCUGCGGCUGCUGGUGAUGCUUCUGGCACAUGGGUCCAAGGAGGAGGUGAACGAGACCUACGGGGAUGGGGACGGGCGGACGGCUCUCCAUCUCUCCAGCGCCAUGGCCAAUGUCGUCUUCACACAACUGCUCAUCUGGUAUGGGGUGGAUGUGAGGAGCCGGGACGCCCGGGGCCUGACUCCACUGGCCUACGCUCGUCGGGCCGGCAGCCAGGAGUGCGCAGACAUCUUGAUCCAGCACGGCUGCCCUGGAGAGGGCUGUGGCUUAGCACCUACCCCCAACAGAGAGCCUGCCAAUGGCACCAAUGCCUCUGCUGAGCUGCACCGAAGUCCUAGCCUUCUGUAAGGCCCACGAAGAGGGCAGAGGGUCCAGAAGGACUCCGUGGCCUGGGGCCCCUCCUCCCUACAGGCACUGGGGGAAGCCAGACACAGAGACUGAGAAGCAGGGACGUGCAAAAAGGAAGGAGAGGAAAUGAAGAGUCAAAUAAGAGAAGAGCUAAAUGGGAGAGACGGAGGGACCAGAGGAGACAUCUGGGAUUUGCAGCAGAGAGGGAGUGGAGCUAUUCUAGCCCUCUGCCCUGUGGUGCCACUGCAAAGGGACAGGACCCUUUGGAGGUACCUGUGAGGAGAGGGGAGCAGGACCUCUCCCUCCUCCAGUUUCCUACCUUCUACUGCCAGCCCCCUGCAAGCCUUCGUCCUACAAUGGAGCCUGGACAGAUAGGGCGCAGGCUGGGGGUGCUGGAGGAAAGAGACGAGGAGGUGAUCUGCGAGUCCUGUGUACAUUUGUACAUCGGAAUAUUUAUGUUUGUGUACAUAUCUGGUGUGUGUGUGAUGAGCCAGUAAACCAGACUGUGUGUGG